AUGGAGACCGAGCAAAACAACAGCAUCCCCUUCCUAGACGUUCUCGUUACCAAAUCACCAUCCGGCAAGCCCGCUCAUCAAGUCUACAGGAAACCCACACACACCGAUAGAUAUCUUCACUACAGAUCCUUACACCAUCCAUCCGUACUACAAUCAGUCCCCAACGCCAUCAUCCGCCGAGCCCAUAAACUCUGCGAUGCAGACCAUCUAGACCAGGAAAUCCAGCAUGUCACCACAGCCCUAACUAGCAUCAACAAAUACCCAAGACAUAAGAUCAAAUCCAAGACUCCCGCCAGCAAGCCCGCAGCGAACACCACCCCUGAAGAGAACCCACCCGCAUCUACUCCACCGAAGCAAACUGUUGUUCUUCCCUAUAUCGAUCAAGCCUCUCACAAGAUUCAACGUAUCCUUCAAGCAGCAGACGUCCAAGUUCGAAACACUUCCUCCAACAAACUCCAUUCGAUACUCCACUCCCACAAAGACAAGCAUCCAAAACACAAGAAAGCUGGAGUCUACAAAAUACCAUGCGAAUGUGGAAAAGUCUACAUUGGUGAAACGGGGAGAAAUCUGGAAACAAGACUCAAGGAGUACAGAACCAGCUUCAGACUCAGCGAUUGGGAUAAGUCUGCCAUCGUCAAACAGACAAACACGCCCAGCAACACGAACACACCAUCGAAUGGGAUAACAGUCAUCUCAUCUCCAUAA
Molecule: messenger RNA, 705 nt
Organism: Strongylocentrotus purpuratus (purple sea urchin)
Lineage: Eukaryota; Metazoa; Echinodermata; Echinoidea; Camarodonta; Strongylocentrotidae
Exons: 1
Coding region: 1-705 (234 amino acids)
Source: RefSeq, a predicted model, not a curated record